Molecule: messenger RNA, 6033 nt
Organism: Caenorhabditis auriculariae
Lineage: Eukaryota; Metazoa; Nematoda; Chromadorea; Rhabditida; Rhabditidae
Source: the annotation of a GenBank genome assembly
AUGGUGUGCAAGUCCCGCCCAAUGUGUCGAUUUCAGCUCGCGAAAAAGGAGGCGAACGGAGCGAGAGAAAUAGAGAGACAACAAGCAUCCUUUCCUUUGCGGCUACACGUGCCCCGCAUUCGUGUCGCUUUGACGUCUUCUGAAAACGCAACUUACUCCAAGUUGCACGCCCAGCCUGGACGCAGCUCCUUCCGUUGCUGCGGAUCGUCAACGCAUGACGGUUUGAUGAUCUUUCGGAUUUUGCUGCGGCUCUUUGCGGCGCUGACGCUCCUCCAGCUUGGGGACGCGAGUUGUGAGAUCGACAGUCACGGCACGGCUGUAUGUUUAGGACUUCGGGAUCUCGUGAAUACUACGGCCACUUCAGCCGUAGUCAUUGACUGCGUCCGGGAUUCUAGGAAUCUAUCGUUCCCUCUGCUCAGAAACCUGAGCAUGUUAUGCACCGACACUCAACUCUUCCCGUCGUUCACUAAGACGUUUUCAAAGUUGCAGUUCUUCUCCUUGCCUAACUGCAAAAUCCAAACCUUGCUCUGGCAAGAUAUUUUCACUGAAACUCUUAUCAACGCCGACCUACACAACUGCCCUAUAACCUGCAAUUGUUCGAAUCAAUGGAUGAUGCAUGGAUCCGACUUCCGAAGAAUCGAAAAUCCGAGUUCUUUGAAAGGCUGUGCCCUGUCGUGUCCGCGAGGAGCUCUUACUGUAGAUACUCCAAUUCUGACAGUGAGCGAAGGUUCCAACGUAACUAUCAACGUCGAUGUUAACAAUGCCUCUUUAGUGGGCUCUUUAAAUCAGAGGUUUGUUAUAUUUUAACAACUUAAAUACUGACACUUUUUUUUCACUUUCUCGUUUGAAGUUCCUUUGAUAUUUCUGAUUUUCUCGGUCUGCUCAUUUAAUCCUUCAAUCCCUUGUGUCAUUUUGAGCCAGUUUUUGCUUUCAUAAUGUUUUCUCGAGCGCUUCCUGACUUUUGCAGCUUAAAGGAAAACUCUCGAAAUUUUGAAAUUUUUUUUCUUUUCUACAGAAGAUUAUGCAAACAUUAGCUGACUGUAGCUAACUUUCAUAAGGCUCAUCGGAAUGCAACGUAAUGAGAUAAUUGAAAAAAAUGAAGCCCUGGAUGAGAAAUGUUUGUUCCUGGUUCAAUUUUCGUAAUGCACCUUUGAUUCAUCAGAUAGUUGAAUGUUUCAAAAGUACAUUUUUUUCGUCAACCACAAAAAAAAUUUCCUUCACAUCAAUUCAAGCAAAGAUCUCUGCGUUACUGCAUUCUGCGACAUUCAACGUCAAAAACAGAUGAAACAUCUGUAGCUUUUCUGAUCAGAUUCUCACACUUUUUUGUUCCCUUCAGACGAUAAGUAUCCGACCAAAGACCCAAGCUUGGAUAAGUGAGAAAAAUUUUUCUUGAUGAGUUCAAAAACUUAAAAUGGAUCAUGGGAAAAAAAUUUUCUAAGGGAUGUAGACCAAGAGUAGGUUCUAACGAUCAUAUCUCAAAAAGUCAAUUUGGUCUUUGCCACUUGGACUUUUUUUUUUGGUAAAAUGAUUUGAUUCUAUGAUAAUUUUUUGGCAUUAUUUAAGGUUUCCAUUUUUCCAACAAAGUAGAAAAUGUGUUAUAUCUAUAUUUUUAGUCAAAGCCAAAUUUUCUCAUUUGCAAAAAAAGCUGCAUUCCAGACAAUACUUCACAUGGGCGUUUUCCAAAGAAAGACACAAUCAUUCGGAAAGUAUCACGACCGAACGCUUGACUCUUGAUCUGACUAACGUAUCCGAGAAAGACAUGGGCGUUAUCGGUGUUCGCUGCUGGCAUUGCCGAGAUUAUCUCACGACAAAAAUACAGGUAGGAUAUCACGAGAUAUCUUUGUCACGCCCCCGCGUUAGACGGCUGCUUCCAGCUCCUGUCUCCAAGGUUACCUUGGAUGAUAGCCUUUCCGCCGUUCGUUUGUGUUUUUGGUGGGCGUUCUGCAAAAAAUGAAAGAGAUGAAGAGAAGAACUUUAAUCGGAGAUUCAAAAAAACUGUGGGUAGAGUAUCAAACUAGUUUUCUGAAAUUAUGUUUGCUUAUAUUCAUAAAAUAGCUUUGAAAAAACACAAUGUGAAGCUAAAAAAAAAGUGCUGCAACUAUAAAUCGAGAGAGUGGACUGAAAUCACUGAAAAAAAUAUUUCAAUUUGAAUAAUUCAUAAUUUUUUAUAAGGUUUUUACAACCAAAAAGCCCUUUUAUUUCCGUUUUCAGAAAUGUCUGUUUAUGGAAGGUUGUUGGAAUGAACCGAAAUGAAAACAGGGGGAGGUUACGGUAAUGUCUGGCGGGCAUGAACUUUCCGAAGGACAAUUGUUCUGACUUUUCUGCGAUUUCUUUUUUCCUUUUAAAUGGAGAGAGAAAAUGUCGAACUUUUCAGCUACGAGUGGAGAUGUCUCCAGAAGCACGGCUACUGCCUCCUUCAGUGCCCGAUACAGACAUUCUCUUGGUUCAUGGGUUUCCGAUUGACAACGUUACUCUGAUGAUAACGAAGGUGAUAAAAUUCUACCCUUUAUUGCUUCAAAAAUCCACGCUAACAGAGAAAAGUUUAGGGCGAAGUCUCAAAAAAUUCAAGCUUAUCAGAAACUUAUGAAUUGGCGGAUGUUGGAGAUGUUGUCUUUUUUGACAGCUUGGUCGUUAGGCCUGAAAGAAGGUUGAGACCAAACUAAUUCGAAAAUGAUAAUCUUGAUUUUUAGAAAAGUUUUCCACCAAAAAACCUUUAAACUUUUCACGAAAGACGGAUCGGAGGCAGACCAUCUGACUGGGCCCGUCACUUUCACCGUCUGCACGGAGCGCAACUGUACUGAAUUCCAGUCAGAACUUCGUCAUUUGCUCCACCAGGUAAGCCCGUUUGACUACGUCAGUUGAUUUUUUUACUCUCCUUAUUUUUACGCUGUUUUGCCUCACACUUCUAACCCGCAAUCUGUCAUCAACCUGUCAUUAAACUCUUGGAUGUCAUCAACUUUUUAUUAUUUUUCCAUUUGUUGCUGUUAACUUUUCCCUGAGUAUAUAUGCAAAAAAGUUCUUAAAAAAUCUGAAAGCGACGACUAACAGAAUCUUAAAAGUUCUGAACUUUGAAAAAAAUUCAGAAACUAAUUUGCGUAUGUACUCGAAGCAUUACUUACAAGAAUAGUCAUUUAUGGUCGUUUUGAGAGCAUCAAAAUGAAAAUUUAUAGAAUUUUUGAGAGAUUUCAAUAUUUAUUCAUUCUGAGACUACGUAGAAGAAAAACUGCAAAAAUUUUGCUCGAGUCUAAUUUUUUUUUCAUGUUAAGUUCUGAAGAACCAAAGGCAAUCAAUGAAAUGAGCUCAACUUUUAUUACCAAAGAAGUUUGUUUCACCAUUCAGAUAUUAAUAAAAAUGUUAAAAGGACAAAAAUGAACAUUCUUGGGAUAGUAAUAACUUCAAUGUUAUUUGUUGCACGCACUUCGAAAGACCUCGAACUUCUAUCACUUACUCUUUUUUUGUUUUGUUUCUGUUUUAUCAUUUCUAUUAACGACGAAUAAAAGUGACGUGUUCUAUUCGUGCAUGUGUUGCAAAGAAGACUUUCUUGUGAGGGCGUCUCCACAAAAGUCUCUGUUCCAAGUGAAACUUGAAUAAUUCACUGACAUGACGGGAGAACCAUGAAAGAAUCAAGAGCAUGCGAGAUCUCCGGAGCGAAAAAGGUCAAUCUACAAAUUAACAUCGCAACAUAGUUCAAAGCGGAAAUAAUUUGCUGCGGAGUUUUUUCCUCGCAUAAUUAAUAGGUUAUAGCAAAUUUUUUCACAACUUUCUUAGAGCGUAAUAAUUUUGAAUUUCAAAUUUUUUUUAGGCUUUGCUUAUAACUUGAAAUUCAAAAUUUUUUUCAUUAAAAGGGAAUCCGCAAAGUUUUUCAAUUUGCUCAAACUGUUUGAAAGCGCAGCAGGUUUUUUUACUCAAUCUUAACAAAAUUCAAAAAAUUGCGGAAAUCAGAAAAUUUCUUCGCUAAAAUUUUUGCUUGAAAAUAAUUUCAGUAUUUUGAGAAAGCGACCACGGCUGUGAGCGCCUAUUCUUCUGAACAAACGAAACGACAAGUAGCAAUAUUCCACGAAGUUCGGUUUGUAAUACCGCCAUUUAUUCUCCUCAUAGUCUUACUCCUAUUGUUUGUGGCAUAUCACCGCAAAAAUCUCGACAAUCUAUGCCGCGAAAAGGUAUAUAAAUUGUGUCAAACUAUCUUUUACAUAGGAAAUUCAGAUGACCACGACUCCGAAGAGAGUUUCUGUCAGUCAAGAAGUUACUUCGCGUAGGGCCAGCCGAGAAACAGAAGAGACACUUCUAAGAAUGGGUGAAUUUUGACGAAAAAUGAGUGCGGAAAGAUCAUCUCAAUUGGUCGUUCGUAUUUGUGAGAAAAAAGCUACAGAUUUUUUUGAUAUGUGUUUUUUUGAAGAUUUGAUACUUUUUUUAAGCAGCUUACAGAAAAUUUCAAAUUUUGAAGUAAAAGGGAGAAAAAAAUGCGUUUUAAAAAUAACUGACUUUUUUUGCUGAAAAAAAUAAUCCUUAAAUUUGAAAAAUUUCAACAGAAAUUGCAAAAAUUUAAUGGAACUUUGUUCAGAAGAAAGAUCUUCACUUUCAUCGGCUGAUUACUCCAAUCAAGUAAUUCCCUUCAUUCAGAUUGGAAAUAUCAAGAUACAUGAGAAAAUUGGAAAAGUAGGAGAAUACGAAAAAAAAAAAAUGACUGGAAAGGUUUUCAGGGUGCUUUUGGGGAGGUUUAUUGCGGUUCUUGGGAAAAGUUAGGCGAAAGAACUGUUGCGAUCAAGUCCAUUCCCCUUGCUGACGAAGAAAUUGAAAAAGAGGUUUGAGAAUCAGGAUUCGAAAAACUGGUUUCGAAAAUUGGGAAAUCGGUUCAGGCUCUUGUUCUCAGCCGCCUAGAGCAUCCGAACAUCGUGCGGCUGUACGGAAUGACAAGAGAACGGGAAAAUCUUCUUCUAGUUUUUGAAAUGAUGGAGCUCGGUAUGGUAUUUCAUUUUUUUGUUAUCUCAACAAACACAAUAAUUAGGAGACCUUCGAACAUAUCUACGAGCACGAACGCCGCAGUUCUCGAACUAUUCCCAAUUUCCACCAGCCUUAUUGGUCGAAGAGCUAAAAAAGAUUGUGCGAGAUGUGAGUUCAAGAAAAAUGAUGAAAGCGGUAUGACCUGAAAAAGUUUGAAGAAUCAAAAAGCGUUAAGCGAAAAGUAAACGGAAAAAAGAAUUGAAAGCCGAAUGGGGAAAAGGAAAAAAAGCACAUUUUUCUGAUAAAAUUCACAAAAACUUCAGAUUGCCUCUGGUCUGUGCUAUCUUGUAGCUCAGCAAGUGGUUCAUCGAGAUCUCGCUGCUCGGAACUGUCUUGUGACUGGAGCGACUGACAUCAGAACCAGUAACCCAAUGAACCGUCCUCCUUUUACUGUCAAGGUUGGGUUUAAAACUUUAGUAAACUAAAGCGGGAAAAUUGAAAUGAAGACGAAAAAAUCAUCAAUAAUUCCGAAAAUCUGUCUCAUCUUCAUUAAUCGCUUGUCUAUUUCCUGCUACCCUGAAAAAUGGCACAAACUCUAGUAAGUUUUGAAGAUAUCGGACUUUGGCAUGUCGCGAAGGCUCUACGGAGACUCGGAUUACUACAGAAUGGAGCAUCACUCUCUUCUGCCUGUCCGUUGGCUGCCUCCAGAAGCCAUCAACGACCACAAAUUCAACCACAUGAGCGAUAUUUGGUUAAUAAAAUCGACAGAGUUCUGAACUUAUUCUCUUUUAGGUCGUUCGGGGUGACGAUUUGGGAGGUUUUCAGUUACGGUCAAGUACCUUUCAGCGAACUCUCCAAUCACGAAGUUGUUUCUUAUGCCGUCGCAGGUUUAAAGUUGUUACUUCUCUACUCAAAAUAUUCUUAGGCUUGCGUCCGGCGAAACCGAAAAAUUGCCCUGAAGAUGUCUACGAUCUCAUGGUGAAAUGUUGGAACGGAGUUCCCGAGCACAGAUCCACGGCCGAAGAUAUUUUAUUGGAUCCUUGUUUUCAACCUAUUACGCCUCCUGAACCCAGUCCAACUGUCAUUGUUUGA